UAUGUUACAGAAGACUGAAAUUAUCAAACACAAGACUUGAUUGAAAAAGGAAAACCUUUCAAAUCACAAUGUGGUAUGUCAUAGUGACGUGCCGUACGUUAUCAUGGACUCUCACCAGCCUCCUAUCAAGCAUGAUAAUGCUAAGUGCAUUGCUUAGUCCACAAUGGCUGCUUGGAAAGGGUGAAAAUUCAAUUGGUGUUUACACAAGAUGCAUGGAAAAGCAGCGCACGAAUAUGUUACAAUGCACGACACUAGCAACACGCGGUUUGGCAACUGAUGCAGAAGUAUUUCCAACUGAAUGGAAAAUUGCGACUGUUUUCAUAUCAAUUGGUUUGACAAUCAUGUUUGUUUCGGUAGUCAUGAGUUUUGCAGCUUGUUGCUUCCAAAGCAUUUUUAAAAAGUCCUUGUUUACCACCACUGGUGCAGCACAGACCAUCGCGGGAAUCUUUUACAUUUUAGCUCUCACUCUGCAUCCUAUGGCUUGGAAUGCAACCAGAGUUGUAAAACUCUGUGAUAAUUCAUCACCUUUUUAUCCUGGCCAUUGCGCGAUCGGUUUAGGUUUGUGGUUGGCUCUAGCAGGAACAGGUUUGACUUUCCUCGCAGCAAUGCUCUCUAUGCCGGCGGACAAAUCCACCAACAGCGAUAAAGUCCAGGAUCGCAUCUAUGAAGGUCACAGCUUAAUUUGUUUGCUAUAAACUCACAAAACUGGUACGCAUUUGAGCAUCAACAUAAUAAUUUAUUCAUAUAAGUUAGUUUAUCAGAUCAAUUUACUUCUUCUGCCAUAUGAGACAUUUGUUAUUACUGGGCAAAUCGCAUUUAUCAAUCAAAAUCAAUCCGUUUGUUGCGGCCAGUUUUUCCAAAUCGGAAAUAUCGCGUAAUCCCCAGUCAGGGUUUCUCGACUUUAAACUUUCAUCGAAAUCCACGUUGCUUUCCGGUUUGAUAAUUCCAUUUUCGGCGUACGGGCCGUACAUAGCCAUCAAACCCUUGGGAUAUAAUAAUUUACCCGCAGCGCGAAACAGUCCAAGAGUACAUGCCCACUCGGAAAUAUGAAUCAUAUUAAUAUUAAUGAUAUAAUCAUACUUUUACACGCCAAUGGCCAUGUAGCAACAUCAGCGGUUACAUUGAUCAACGCCGGCGGUUUUACGUUCUUCUUCGGCAAGUCAUCAGCAUAAGCUUGAAUACUUUUAAACAAAGCAUCUUCGAAUUCCGACGGGUGAAAAACUAGAUUAGGAAACGCUUUGGCAAAGUAGGCGGCGUGUUGUCCUGUACCGGAUGCUAUCUCCAAAACGUCGCCGGGACGAGAAGAGUCGAAAUGUUUUUUGAGGACGUCCAGAAUGUAGAUCUUAUUGCGCUCGGCUGAAGGGUAAUUGAUUUUUUCACUGUUUCAACAAAAAUAAUAACAAUAGUCAUAUUUCUAAAGAUAGAAAGCAAAAAUAUAUGAAAUUACCUCAUUUUUGAUAAAUGGCGUAAACCGAAUCUCAAGAAAUGUCGCAUUCUGAAACAAAUAGACUUGCAAGUGCCAAAAAUAAGUGACUUAUAAAACUAAACAACUCGUAACUGUAUUCCAUAUGUAUACUCUUCAUUUAUACGUGUUUAUAUUUGAUAAUAACAUAAAUUAGAUAUUAAAAUAUCUAAAAUGUCAUGAGUACUUAGUACGACUAAAGCGCCAUGAAUUAAAAGCAGCGCAGGGCAUGAAAAAUUGAUUUUUAUUGUGAAAUUUUGCAUAUUUGCCAUUUUUCAAGUACCUACGCUGUUAUUAUAGUAUAAACUAUGCUUUAUCAAAUAUUUUGUGUUAAGUUAAGGUGCUAAAUCAGUAAUCUCACUGCCAUUCAUCAUUUAUAAUAAUGAUUUUUAUAUCUGUACACAUUUAUACACAAUUUUGUACGUUUUAUAUUGUGAUUGAUACAUAUUAUAUCUAUGUGUCUUCAA
Messenger RNA from Dalotia coriaria, 1929 nucleotides. RefSeq names its product LHFPL tetraspan subfamily member 2 protein. The coding region runs from base 69 to 695 and encodes 208 amino acids. Gene Ontology annotation, cellular component: membrane. NCBI's taxonomy places the organism in Eukaryota, Metazoa, Arthropoda, Insecta, Coleoptera, Staphylinidae. The transcript is spliced from 2 exons. The record is from RefSeq and is a predicted model, not a curated record.